AUGAAACGCAGCAAAACAACGGUCUUAACAUUCGCGGAGAAAUGCAAGAAUAUACUGGCAUCAAAUUGGCAAGGUUCUCUUAAUACUAUCAAAGUAGAUGCCAAAGGAAGCAAAGGAGAUAUCCAUACAUCUAAGAUUAAGUAUAUACUUAGAAGAGGGCAGCCAUACCUUUGGGUGCCAGAAAAUGAUUUGCAUAAUAUGAACAAUAUCAUUGACGAGCGUGGUUCAUUUGCUGUGACUAGUCCCUUUCCAGGCCGACUAGGAGUCAUCUUGAAAUCAUUGAAAAAGUUACCAGCAAGGGUUGCUUUAUCUGGAGAUGUUCUUCCUCUCAAAGAAGAUAAGGCAAAGUCACUUGGAGAAAAACUUAACAAAAUCAUACUAUCUGAGCAAAAGGCAACUGAAGAGUUCAGUUACAGUGUUUCUGAAGUACUAAAUUCUAGUGGUAGCAGUACAUCGCGAAGUGAUAAUCUUCAGGAACUAUUGGGAGACACCGAAAAAUAUUCUGUAUAUAGAUUUAAAACAAGAUCAUGCACAUUUAUUGAUGGCCAUGGAAGCACAUUUGACGUGGAUGUUGAAAAUUUAGGAACAUCCAAAGCCGAUCUAUUAGCUCCAUUUUCAGCAAAGCUGAUUGACGGGAUUAACCAAAGUGAGACUAGGCGUAGAGCCCUCGUGCUUUUAUGUUUUGUUUACAUGAAUGCCAAUGCAAAGGAUGCUUACGUAACAUCGGUUGAUCGCAAGGGGUUUGAUGUGCUGGCAAAAGUUACUGGUCCAGUUUCGAAGGAUGGUGUUGGCGAGUACCAAUGGAAAGAGUUCAGGUUCAUGUUCGAGCGAGAGGCAAACGAUGUUGAAAUGUUCUGCAUUCAACUAGUUGAAAUGGAAGAGGAGGUCAUCAAGAAGGUUUCAGUCUCUAGUGGACUAAACUAA
Molecule: messenger RNA, 924 nt
Organism: Vicia faba (fava bean)
Lineage: Eukaryota; Viridiplantae; Streptophyta; Magnoliopsida; Fabales; Fabaceae
Source: the annotation of a GenBank genome assembly